GUUACUGUUACAAUUUUGUUACGGUUUUGAUAUGAUCUUGACGAUUGUCAUUAGCAGCCGGGCUAGCACAUUGGCACGACAGUAUCGCGCGGCGGGAUAGGUUACCCGUCCUUCUUUAAUUAACGCAGUUAGAAAAAGACGGGUAGUCGAUCUCGCCGUCAGAUAUUGUCGCGCCAAUCAUGUGCUAGGCCAAGCAUUAUCCACAAGGAUAAAGAAGUACGCGGCUCGGUUCGCCUGGAAAGUAAUAAUAACAAUAACAAUUAAUGGAAAGUCCGCAUAAUAAACAACAAAGGCUUGUGUUUACUAGUUUUAAUUGCAAGUCAGUAAAGACUUCAAUUGAAAAUAUACGUUAUCUGUGUAAAAAGUCGGAUGUUAUUGCCCUCCAAGAACAUUGGUUACUUCCGUUUGAUAUUCCAUUUCUGGGAACCAUUGAUCAAGACUUUGAAUAUUUUGGAAAAUCAGCCGUUGACCUCUCAACAGGAAUACUGAGAGGCAGACCCUAUGGUGGAGUGGCAUUACUGUGGCGGAAGGGGCUUUUCGAAUCAGUCUCAGUUCUGGAAUGUAAUAGUUCUCGUAUAUCGGCCAUUAAAGCGACCUUAGGUGAACGUUCAAUCUUAGUUUUCAGCGUGUAUAUGCCGACCGCGUCGUUAGAUAACCUACCAAUUUUCACGGAGUGCCUAAGUGAAAUCAGUGCUAUAGUGGAAAGUAGUGACAUAGAGGCAGUGUACAUUUUGGGAGACCUCAACGCUCACCCAGGUGAACUUUUUUGUAAUGAGUUGCUUAACUUUUGUACGGACCAAUCUUGGUUAUGCGCAGACCUAGAAUUUUUAAAAUCAAACUCUGAUGUCCAUACCUUUGUAAGCGAUGCGCAUGGAAGCAAAAGGUGGCUGGACCAUUGUGUGGUUACACAGUGCGCCUGGAGUACUGUGACUCAUAUUUAUAUAGAUUAUAACGUUUAUUGUUCUGACCAUUUGCCUCUUAGUGUGGAGUGUAAUUUUAACGUAAUAAGAACUAAAACUAACCAUUUUUUGCAAGAAAGUAGUAAGGUUGUUUGGGGGGUCAGGAAUGAGGAGCAAAUAGAUAUGUAUCAUAAUAUAUGUAACAGUAAAUUGAAGAAUAUAGAUUUUCCUCGAGAACUUACUAACUGUUGUGGUGCUCUUUGCCAUUGUAAAGAACACAAGAUUAUAAUAAAUAAAAUGUAUAACAAUAUUGUGCAUAUUUUGUCUGAUGCUGCUAUUCAAACUCAUGUGGCGAAUGUGACCUGUUCCAGGAGAGAUAAACGUGUCUGUGGCUGGAAUAAACAUGUUCGUAGUGCGCACGGGGAGGCUCGACUUAAAUACAAAAUGUGGCUUAAUUGUAAUAAACCUAGUAAAGGAAAAAUAUAUGAUGAAAUGUGUGAAUCUCGUAAAGUAUUUAAAAGUAAACUGAAGUGGUGCUUAAAACACCAAGAACAAAUUAAGAUGGACAUCAUUGCGUCGCAUAGGGAAACUAAAAACUUCACUAAAUUCUGGAAAGCUACAAACAAGCUAAAUAUAAAGCCUAGCCUACCCGUGAGCGUUGCAGGCCUAAGUGAGCCUAAGGGAAUUGCGGAAGUAUUUAGGAAGCAUUUUACAGUGAAAUCACCUUUAGGUCCUUCACGACAGGUGAUCGAUGCUGAGACUAGUUAUGAUAGGACAAAAAUUCAUAUCACUGCUAAACAAGUAUCAAGCGUUAUUAGAGACAUGACUAGAGGCAAAUCCCCGGGUAAUGACUGCCUCAGUAUCGAGCACUUAAAAUAUGCAGGGAUUCAUUUGCCGAGAGUUUUGUCUAUGUUCUAUUCAUUUUGUCUGAGCCAUGCGUACUUACCAGAGGAGUUAAUGAAUACCAUUGUUGUACCCAUAGUGAAAAACAAGACAGGAGACAUCGCUGACAAAACCAACUAUAGACCAAUCUCUCUCGCAAAUGUACUCUCCAAAGUAUUGGAUAGCAUGCUUAACGCUCAACUUGACCACUACUUACAAUUUCAGGACGGACAAUUUGGAUUUAGACCUGGCCUCUCAACUGAAACUGCCAUUUUGAGUCUUAAGCAUGCUGUCCGGUAUUACACUGAACGUAGCACUACUGUCUACGCAUGUUUCCUAGACCUCUCUAAAGCCUUUGACUUAGUUUCAUACGACGUCUUAUGGCAGAAGAUGAGGGAUAGGAAUAUACCUACGGAAUUGACUAGCAUAUUUCAGUAUUGGUACGCUAAUCAGCGCAAUAGUGUACGAUGGGCUGGUGCUCGUUCAGACUCGUACGGUUUAGAGUGCGGCGUAAGACAGGGAGGGUUGUCUUCGCCAAAGCUCUUUAAUUUGUAUGUGGACGGGCUUAUAUCUGAGCUCAGCAACACGCAUGUGGGGUGUCACGUGGACGGUGUCUGUGUAAACAACAUCAGCUACGCAGACGACAUGGUGUUGUUGAGCCCAUCGGUGAAGGCACUGAGAAGGCUCCUGAGUAUUUGCGAAUCCUAUGCGAGCAGUCACGGAUUACGAUAUAAUGUAAAAAAAAGUGAAUACAUGAUCUUUAAGGCCGCCGGUAAGAGACCGGAAAUGCCGCCUCUUGAUGUGCCGGUCAUUUGUCUCAACGGUGCACCAUUACAGAGAGUUUUUAGUUUUAAAUAUCUUGGGCAUUAUCUAACCGACGACCUUAAAGAUCAUUUAGAUAUUGAAAGAGAACGCAGGGCGCUGGCGGUGAGGAGUAAUAUGUUGGCCCGCAGGUUUGCUCGUUGCUCGAAUCAAGUCAAAAUCACGCUAUUCAAAGCGUUCUGUCAGAGCUUCUAUACGAGCAGCCUGUGGUUCAACUGCACUCAGAAGUCGCUCAGUGCCCUGAGAGUUCAAUAUAAUAACGGCUUUCGGGCGUUGUUGAAGCUGCCCCGCUUCUGUAGUGCUUCAAAAAUGUUUGCGGAGGCGCGCACAGACGGUUUUCACGCCAUCAUACGCAAAAGAACUGCCUCGCUAGUGAAUAGGAUGCGGAGCAGCUCUAACGGCAUCCUGAAAAUGUUUGUAGGAAAGCCUGAUUCUCCCAUGCACAAACAUAUUAAUAAAUUAAUGAUCAUGGGUAGUUUAAUUGCGUGAAUUUUAAUUUUGAAUUUUAAUUUAAUGUAGUUAUUUUAUUGUGAAUUUUAAGUUAAUUUAUUUAUAAUAUUUGAAUUUCAAUUUAAUUAAUUUAUUUAUUUUUAA
This is a messenger RNA of Cydia pomonella (codling moth), 3197 nucleotides long. RefSeq lists its product as uncharacterized. Gene Ontology annotation, molecular function: catalytic activity. The record is from RefSeq and is a predicted model, not a curated record. The transcript has a single exon. The coding region runs from base 264 to 3092 and encodes 942 amino acids. NCBI's taxonomy places the organism in Eukaryota, Metazoa, Arthropoda, Insecta, Lepidoptera, Tortricidae.